This is a messenger RNA of Fusarium vanettenii 77-13-4, 1541 nucleotides long. RefSeq lists its product as uncharacterized. The transcript has 3 exons. The record is from RefSeq and is a predicted model, not a curated record. Gene Ontology annotation, molecular function: NADP binding; aspartate kinase activity; homoserine dehydrogenase activity. Lineage: Eukaryota; Fungi; Ascomycota; Sordariomycetes; Hypocreales; Nectriaceae. The coding region runs from base 6 to 1103 and encodes 365 amino acids. Gene Ontology annotation, biological process: aspartate family amino acid biosynthetic process; L-homoserine biosynthetic process.
CAAUCAUGGCCGCCCCCAAGCAAGUUUACAUUGCCAUCAUUGGCGCCGGUGGUGUCGGCAAGGUCUUCAUUGACCAGCUCCAGACCCUCGCUGCUCGGAGACCUUCCCCGAAGCUGAGUCUCGCCUACAUUGCCACGAGCCGCAAGGCCAUCUACAACGACGACUACUCUGCCAUUAACCUCGACAAUGUCGUCGAUACCCUCGGAGCCUCCUCCAAGGCCCCCCUCGCUCUUCCCCAGGUCGUCGAGUACCUUUCCAAGGCCCCCGCUAAGACCGUUCUCGUCGACAACACCAGCUCCCAAGACGUUGCCGAGCUGUACCCCCUCGCCCUGAGCCAAGGCAUUAGCAUCGUAACCCCCAACAAGAAGGCUUUCUCUGGCUCCUAUAAGCUGUGGCAGGACAUCUUCUCUGCCGCCGAGGCUUCUGGAGCUCGUGUCUACCAUGAGUCAUCCGUUGGCGCUGGCCUUCCCGUCAUUUCCACCCUGAAGGAUCUCGUUGAGACUGGCGACAAGGUCACCAAGAUUGAGGGCGUCUUCAGCGGCACCAUGUCUUUCCUCUUCAACUCCUUUGCUCCCACCGAGGGCCAGGGCGGCAAGUGGUCGGACGAGGUUAAGAACGCCAAGUCUCUGGGCUACACUGAGCCUGACCCCCGAGACGAUCUCAACGGCCUCGACGUUGCUCGCAAGCUGACUAUCCUGGCCCGCCUGGCUGGUCUCCCUGUCGAGUCCCCCACCUCCUUCCCCGUGCAGAGCCUCAUCCCCAAGGAGCUCGAGUCCUGCACCAGCGGUGACGAGUUCCUCGAGAAGCUCCCUGCCUUUGACCAGCAGAUGGAGGAGACCAAGGCGGCUGCCGAGAAGGCCGGCAAGGUUGUCCGAUUCGUUGGAAGCAUCGACACUGCUUCUCAGCAGGUCAAGGUUGGUCUCGAGCAGUUUGACCGCUCUCACCCCAUUGCCGCUCUCAAGGGCAGCGACAACAUCAUCAGCUUCUACACUGAGAGGUAUGGAAGCAACCCUCUGAUCGUCCAGGGUGCCGGUGCCGGUGGUGCUGUGACUGCCAUGGGUGUGACUGCCGACCUGAUCAAGGUUCUGUCGCAGAUUGCUUAAAAUCGAAAGUGCUAGCAAAAUAAAAGCGUGCCCAAGAAUAUAAGUUUAUUAUCGUAUUCUGAUCGAUCGAGGGUCCGUGACUAGCAGCGUAGUGUCGCCUUGUCUAUACCUGUCACUAUUGCCGUAGUAUUUGUAUUCGAAGCGACAGCGGUGGGUUUUGAAUCGCGAGGUGAAGCGGGGGAGCUGUUACUGGCAGUUCUCCAUGCCCAAACGACGAGGUCGAAAAUGAUGAGGAGAACAAUCGGAACGAACAAGACCAAACCAACCCCGAAACAGGCAAGGGAGAUCCAGUGGACAACCAAGGAGUACUCAGUCAGUAGAGAACCGAAAAGAUUCCAUGGCGCGUCAGGAGAAGACUCAGACAUUGUAGUAUACGGCACAAACAGCUUGGAAGAAAAAAAGCUCAUGACUAUGAAGGGGGUGAUGUGGUUGUAGGUG